Thamnophis elegans (Western terrestrial garter snake) is the source of this 1711-nucleotide messenger RNA. RefSeq names its product SPOUT domain containing methyltransferase 1 (gene SPOUT1). NCBI's taxonomy places the organism in Eukaryota, Metazoa, Chordata, Lepidosauria, Squamata, Natricidae. Gene Ontology annotation, cellular component: kinetochore; spindle pole centrosome; mitotic spindle. Gene Ontology annotation, molecular function: miRNA binding. The record is from RefSeq and is a predicted model, not a curated record. Gene Ontology annotation, biological process: maintenance of centrosome location; miRNA processing. Bases 23 to 1156 code for a protein of 377 amino acids. The transcript has 12 exons.
CCCGGGAUUGGCUGGCUGCAACAUGGCGGAGCGCGGCGGGGCGAAGCGCGUUCGGGAGGGAAAAGAAGAAAAGGUUGAUUGGCGCAAAUGGAAGCAACAAAAAAAAGAAGAGAAGAAAAAAUGGAAAGAGACAAAACUGUUGAAGAAGCUGGAGAAGGAGAAAGCCCGAGAGCUGAUGGAGAGAGAGAGAGAAGCAGCAAAGCCAACGGAGGAAAAAGGGCGGAACUACACAGUCAGCGUGGCUGUCCCUGGCUCCAUUCUAAGUAAUGCCCAGUCUCCUGAACUGAGGACGUAUCUAGCCGGACAAAUAGCCCGAGCCUGCGUCAUCUUCUGCGUGGACGAAAUUGUGGUCUUUGACGAACAAGGAGAAAAUUCCAAGACCAUCGAAGGCGAGUUCCAGGGGGUCAAGGGCAAAGGCCAGGCCUGCGUGCAGCUAGCCCGGAUCCUUCAGUACCUGGAGUGCCCACAGUACCUCAGGAAGUCUUUUUUCCCCAAGCACCAGGACCUGCAGUUUGCUGGGCUCCUGAAUCCUCUGGACAGCCCACACCAUGUCCGAAUGGACGAAGAGUCGGAAUAUCGGGAAGGGGUCGUUCUGGCCCGGCCCACCAGGCCUGGCCGAGGGUCUUUCGUCAACUGUGGGAUGCGGAAGGAGGUCCAGAUAGACAAACAAUUGGAAGCCGGCCUUCGCGUCACCGUGCGCCUGGAUGAAAAGCAGAACGCAGAGAGCAAAACGCAGAAGGGUGUUGUCGUAUCGUCACAAAGUCCCCGCACCGUCUCUGGCCUUUACUGGGGCUACAGCGUCCGACUGGCUUCGUGUCUGAGUGCUGUCUUUGCUGAAUCCCCGUUCAAGGACGGCUACGAUCUCUCCAUUGGAACCUCGGAGCGUGGAUCCUCCAUAGAUGAAGCCACUCUACCUGCCUUCAGUCAUGCUUUAAUCAUCUUCGGCGGUGUGCAGGGCCUUGAAACGGGAGUGGAUGCGGAUCCCAACCUGGAUGUCAGCGACCCUGGUACCUUGUUCGAUUUGUAUUUGAACACCUGUCCGGGGCAAGGAAGCCGCACCAUCAGGACGGAGGAAGCCCUCCUGGUCUCUCUCUCGGCUCUGAGGCCCAAGAUUGACGCAGCGGCUAAGAAAGGACAAAGUGGGAGCUGUGAGUGAGCCCCCCCACUCUCCCCCAUGGAUGGUGGUGGGGCAAAUGAGAAGAAACAGAAGCAAGGCUGUUUUUGCUACGGGUUCGAAUCAUCCCUUGGGCGGGGAGCAAAUGCACGAGGGCCGGUCGAGCUGCCUAAAGGGACCCGCUGGGGCACCCUGGGAGGGGGUGUCGAGAUGGUGGCCCCCAUGAACCCAUGGGGUUCAAGACGGAUCAUAGAACAAAGUUCUUAAACUGGGCAACUCGACAAGGUGUGGCCUUCACCUCCCAGCAUUCUGCAGCUCCUUUCCCUUCAAAAAGUGGGGGGGCCACACCGCCAUUUGAUUCAUGUUGGUGUGCUUUUAAAGUUAUUUAUAACAACGGGGGGAAACCGCAACCCCCCUCCCUCAAACCAGAAACUGCAGUUGAAGCUGGAGGAAGGGAGGCUGCUCCAUCCUCUCCGUCGGUGAGAAGAAAUGUUUUUAAAGGAUUAUUUACAGCUAUAGGGCCCUGCACACCAAGACAACUAGACACAGGAACAGUUUUUCCCCCGAACGCCAUCACUCUGCUAAACAAAUAAUUCC